Penicillium maclennaniae is the source of this 327-nucleotide messenger RNA. RefSeq lists its product as uncharacterized. NCBI's taxonomy places the organism in Eukaryota, Fungi, Ascomycota, Eurotiomycetes, Eurotiales, Aspergillaceae. The transcript has a single exon. The record is from RefSeq and is a predicted model, not a curated record. The coding region runs from base 1 to 327 and encodes 108 amino acids.
AUGGAUCAUCGGCCUCGAAUGAGUCAAGAAGCUGCUUCCACCAACGAAGUGCCCACAAUGGGCUCCGCUGCUUCCAUUUCACGCUCUGCGUCCUACCCCGGGCCUGAUCGCGAGGCUUCUCCGAACGCCACUUCGCCUAAAGGUGUGAACGGACAAAAUGAGCAUUACCAACAACAACUUAAGACGGCUUCGAUUGAGCUUCUCAAUGAUGAGCGUGUGGGACCGGCAUCCAAAGCCGGGAGAUCUCUCCAGAAUGUGCUCAUGGAAACGGAGCAGCGUCUGAGAGAGCAGCGAAAGAACUCUCUUCACCACAAGGGCCUUAAGUGA